Messenger RNA from Caretta caretta (loggerhead turtle), 4913 nucleotides. RefSeq names its product MYD88 innate immune signal transduction adaptor (gene MYD88). Gene Ontology annotation, molecular function: TIR domain binding; Toll-like receptor binding. NCBI's taxonomy places the organism in Eukaryota, Metazoa, Chordata, Testudines, Cheloniidae. Gene Ontology annotation, biological process: Toll signaling pathway; toll-like receptor 4 signaling pathway; positive regulation of canonical NF-kappaB signal transduction. Gene Ontology annotation, cellular component: plasma membrane. The record is from RefSeq and is a predicted model, not a curated record.
CCGGGGCGGGAGCGGGAAGUUGCGAAAGCGGCAGGCUCGGAUCGCGAGCCAUGGACGCGGCCACGGCCCCGGCCGGCUCCGGCUCCCCGGCGGCCCCCGAGCUGGAGACGGUGCCGCUGGUGGCGCUGAACUUCGCGGUGCGGCGGCGGCUCGGGCUCUACCUCAACCCGCGCGCCCCGGUGGCCGCCGACUGGACGGCGCUGGCCGAGGAGCUGGGCUACGAGUACCUGGAGAUCAAGCACCUGGAGGCGCAGCCCGACCCCACCGCCCGCCUGCUGGAGGACUGGCAGGGCCGCUGCCCCGGCGGCGCCACCGUGGGCCGCCUGCUGGCGCUGCUGCGGGCCGUGGGCCGCCAAGACAUCCUGGCCGACCUGGGCGGCCGCAUCGAAGAGGACUGUAAGAAGUACCUACAGAGGAAAGAGCAGCCUCUUCAGGUGCCAGCAGUAGACAGCAGUGUCCCGAAGACAUUGGAGAUGUCAGGCAUCACUACCAGAGAUGAUCCUUACGGGAACACACCAGAGCUAUUUGAUGCCUUCAUCUGUUACUGUCAGAAAGACAUUCACUUUGUCCAAGAGAUGAUCAGAGAGCUGGAACAAACGGAGUUCAAGCUGAAGCUGUGUGUGUUUGAUCGGGAUGUCCUGCCAGGAUCGUGUGUGUGGUCCAUCACUAGCGAGCUUAUAGAGAGACGGUGUAGGAAGAUGGUGGUUGUUAUUUCAGAUGAUUACCUAGACAGCAAUGAAUGUGAUUUCCAGACCAAAUUCGCUCUUAGCCUUUCCCCAGGUGCUCGCCACAAACGGCUGAUUCCAGUCAAGUGCAAAUCCAUGAAGAAUGAGUUUCCAAGCAUCUUGAGGUUCAUUACGGUCUGUGACUACACUAAUCCCUGCACCAAAAAAUGGUUCUGGAUAAGACUGGCAAAAUCCCUCUUGCUUCCAUGAGACAAAGCUACAUAAGCCAGGUGCCUUUUGAUCCUGCACAGUUGUGCCUUCAGAAAAAAAGAAACUCUAACAUCCAGGUGUAGUCUAUACAGUCUUUCAACAUGUCAGAACUUUGAUCCUUGCAAUAUUAUGCCUGGGGCCUGCAACAGACACACAAGUGAUAUCUGAAGGGGGGCUUAAUUGCAUUAAAUGGGGAGUUAAUUGCAGUAAAAGGACUACAAUGCACUUCUCCAGGUGGGUAACUUGAAAUGACCAAAGCCACAAACCGUUGAUGUUGUACACAACUUUUAUAUGGUUUUAAACACUGUUACAGGGCUCCCGUAGUGGUAUCUGGGGAUUGUCAGGGGAAUAGUUUCUCUCUUUAAUCCCUGGUGAAAUCUGAUGGCUGGUUACUGACCUGUGUGAAAUGAGUUUGGGGGUCUCAGUCUGGUUUUUAGUGGACAAAUGACAAAUGCCAUGAAAAUCAUUGAUACUGGCACCUUGGUUGGGAGAGAGGCCAAGGAUUGAACUACCCUUUUGUUCCCUAGAGGCAACCCCUCCAGAUCCGGGUUGUAGCAGACUGGAAGGGCAGGUUCCAUUGCUGCUGCCCAGAUUAAACCUGCUCUCUGGCUGUAUGGAGGACUUCAAUCUCCAGGACACUCUUUGUAUUUAAUGAGCAGCACAUUUACUUAAACAUCGUUUAACUAUCUGAAAGAAAUUAACUGAUCUCCCAUUAUUUUUAGCAAUAUCUGACUCUUGAGAAAUGGCUGAAGUGAGUUUAUUUUUUGUUUAAUAUUUUUUUCUCAAUUUUGGUCUUUUACAACAUUUUAGGUCAUAUUCCAACCUAUUCAGAGAGUUAGUUACUCAUGUAACGCCCCUAUUGCUGACAUCCUCUGAAACAGCCUUCCAACCUUGAUCAACGAUUGGUUCUUCGUUAAAAGCAAAAACCAUAGAGAAAGUCAUACUAAAUAAUGAGGGUGCUGCUUGUAGCAUGUCCGUCUGUCCGUCUUUGCACAUGUCCCAUUUAACUAAGUGAUCGCUCUUACAUCAGCACUGGGAAAUCAUAGAUCCUGUAAUGUUUACAACAGAUCAAUCUCACGUCGAUGGCUCAGUCUUGGAUUUGUAUUGUAGGAUUGAACCUUAACACACAAGGUGCUGAAUACCUUCAGCUUCCAUUGACUUGAAUGGGAGAAUUGAGCUAAGAACUUUCUAGGAGCAGCCCCUAAAUCAUUUGGCCUCUAAGAAUCUCGCAGAACACACUGGCUUUACAAUGUCCCAAAACCAAAAGGAUAAGUGUCUGACAAAGAAUGCCUUGCAUUAUAGAUCAGACCUACGUCAAAACAAAUAGUAAUGUUUUAAUAUGAACAUGUAUAUUUGAAUUAAUAUAUUAUGAUACUGUGAUUAAUUAAUCCGUAUACUUUAAAUCUAAAAGAAUCCCCAGUUGCUUGCAUGAAUGAGGUUAGGCGCACCACUCUUGUUGCUGUAGUUGUAUGCAUCGUGUGGAUCUUGGCCUCAGAGGCUCUGCAUGAUCCAGCCCUUAUGGAAACUUGGAGGGUGGGUGGGUUGUCCUGUGUUGUUUGUUUGACAGGUUAUUUUAAAACAGGGUUUUGGUAAAUGUUUACUUUCCAAAGCAAUGUGGUUUUCCUGUGCCUACAAAUCUCUAUUUGCUUGAGUUGCUGCAGGUUGGUUCGUUCCUUCAGCCACUGAUUUGCUAUGGAUUUUAUUUCUUAAAAGGAGUCACUCGUGUACGUUUUCAAACAGUAGCCGAUCCUCAGUUUCUUGACUAUUCAUUGCAAAAUUAACUGUUUUGAGUUCUUCUGUUAGAAAUGUCUGUGUCUGAGUGUCUUUAAAGGACAUUAAUGUCUACUCAUAAGCUGUUGCUAUAUGUUUUACCAACUUCUUUUUGCCCACUAGGUCUCUUGUAAUAGACAAGCCAACCCUAUUGUUGGGAACCUCAAUUAACUGAAGCUUGUUAAAGCUCUUAGCAUCAGUGCUGGGGAACACUUUUGGAUGGGCCUGCAAAACACACUUUUUGCCAUUUCUGCCAUUAACGUAGUGGUCUCCACCACUCUGAUGAGAUCACCCUGCAUAGGUCUGUCCUGAGGAUGUUGUGGGAAUUAGUGAGAGAACUCUGGGGAAACCCCCAAACUUAACUGAUCUAAAUGGAUAUAAAUGUAUCUCCCAGUCCUCUUGUCCUCUGGCCCUUGGUCCAGAAGUGGAGCACAGCUGCUUAUCUUGGGAUUCCUGCAUCGUUUCUAAAUGUCAAUUAUAUAAAUAACCUGGGGUUCUGAGGACUGCUAGGUCCCCAGCCAUUGUAGGGAAUUGGAUUGAUUUUUUUUUUGCUGAAUAUUAGCACUUCCCUAGUGUUUUACAAACCUGAAUACACCAGUGGUGGGAUUGAACCUGAUAUGUUUGGAUCUAAAAGCAUGAGCUUCUGUUGAAUGACUAGGUCUAUUAACUCCGAAGGCUGUAGCAGAAACAUGAAACUCUUCAUGGUCUAGCCACUGGGGGGGGAGUACAGUGAGCCACACUUACACACAUAACUGUUAGUGAAUUACACCUCCUAAUCCUGCUGGCUGGCAGGGGAAACUUGUCCCCAGUUCAUAGCGGGGAAACAGGCACAGAAAGUUUAAGUGACUUAUCCAACAUUGCACCAUCUGGAACCCACAUUCCCUGACUCCCCGUGUCCUGUUUUAAGUAGGAAAUGUUUAGCACAGAUAUUGAACUCUUUGGCAGAGACUAUAAUUUUACAACAUGUUUGUACAGCGCCAUCUGUGGUGGACCCUGAUCUCUGGUUUGGACCUAUAGCUGCUACAGCAAUGCAGAUAAUAAAAUGAUACUAUACUGUAUUCAUAUUUACUAGGUGAUGAAAUGAUAGAUGAAUAUCUCUGCUCUCUGAAUAGAGAAGAUGCUGCUUUUGCAAGGAAAGAAACAGCAGCAUCUUCAUCAUUUCUAGUUCAUCCAAACAUACCCAGAUGAAUUUACCAUUCCUAAUAACCAUCAGAGACCUCAUAUUGUCACCUAACCUCUCUGUGUCUCCGAAGAAAGCUGCUGUUCUUUAUAAGUGCAAAGUAUUGUUAAUGAAUGGGAUGUGCAUGUACUCAGCUUUUUAAAAUCAAGACAAAAGUUCUUAAGUAGGCUACAAUAACGCUCUUGGGGUUAGAAGUAGUAAUCCCAGAAAUAGAAGGUCUGGAGGUUUAAAGAGGUACUUCCGUAAUAUACUGUAUGUCAGGUGUCCCCAGACUUUUUAUGUCAUGUUGUCCCUUAUGUAAUCUGUCCAUGCCCCUCCUGAGGGCUGGGAGCCAAGGCUGGGGCUGGAGCUGCAGCUGGGGUCAUGGCUGGGAGCGGGGGCGGGCUGGAAGCUGGAAGCGGGAGCCAUGUGGUUGGGAGGGGAGCCAGGCCGUGGUGGGGGGGUCGAAGCUGGGGCUGGAAUGGAGCUGGGGGCAGAGCGUGGCUGCAUGGUGCUCCGUCCCAACCCCUUGUGGGGGCUGGCCCUGGCCCCGCUGCACCGCCUGAAUGUUUCUCCAUGCUCCCCUAAAUGGGCACGCCUCACAGUUUGGAGACUUCUGCUGUAUGCUAAAGUAACUUCAAGAUCCUAUGCACUUCUGAAUUUGUCAUAAAUCUGUUCUGAGUGUGACAUCUCCUUAAGUCAUAAAAUGUUAUUUAUCCCAAAUGCAAUUAAAUUGCAAAGGAGUGUUUCUCCGCCCUUCCGCCUCGUCCUGUGCAGAGGAAGAGCCAAAUCCUCAAUGUGUUUUUAAAAAAUUACCCACAAAUGAUGUUGGUUACAUUGUAUUUUUUUAUCUCACUUUAAAACAAUCAGAGCUGUGCUUGUUAAUAUCAAAACAUUUAUUUGUAUAUUUGCAUUAUUUUCUGUCCAUUCUGAUGUCCAGCUUUUGAAGGACAUACAUGUUUUAUAUCAACUGUUCCACUGGUUGGUUCUUUUUAAAAAGUUUUCCUACUUUUGAAAUUGUGCCAAAAAUAAAGACUGAAGAAAAGCAA